GGAAAAAGUACCAGUGAGUGAGGUCAGCAGCAGCAUAGCAUGAGUCAACCUUGGGGAUGUAUGCAGUCAUCAUCGCAGGUCUGUAUUGUACGGGCCUGCCGCUGCUGCUGCUGCUGCCGCCGCCACUGGCCGCACAGAACUGCGAGUGUGCGAUCCUGCGGGCUGAGCUGCCGUUAGUAGCAGCUUUCAUGACAAAACACAGGUGUUGCCCAUGAAUGAGAAAACCACGCAGACUUCUUCAGAUCUGCUAAUCCCAGGCCGGGGACCUCUGACUUGGUCACAAAGAACUGCAAAGGGAAAGAGAAGAUUUUUUUGUUUGAACUGUCUACUCCUCACAUUGAUGUUAAUGUAGUUUUGCAGAUUUAUAUUACUGUGGCUACCUAAUAGAAGGGUAUACUCAAGCAUAUUUUUUUUUGAUUGAUAUAUUCAAGUGACUCCAGGGGAGAAUUAAUAGUUGGUUUUAUUGAAGAUAUUCUUCUGGUUCGGCUUAUUCAUGCCCGUCAUGAGUGUACCUGCCCAGCAGAAACCCAGCACUAAAAGAACAGGCAAACGCAUCACGUUUUUCAACGAACAAAGCGUAGCAAUGAAGGAGACCUCUCAGCACCCUGAAGGAUCCUAUUAUGUUCCAGGUGGUACUGCUUCAGACCCCGGACAGAGCGAGGCUGCAAGUACUGUGACCUCUAAUCCAGAGGGUCCUCACAUGUACCUCAACUCUGUCAUCUUCAGUCCAGAUAAGGGUGACCAGAACAGAGGUCAUUAUCAGCAGACAGUGCCUAUGAAGUGGGCCCAUCAAGAGCCCAGUCAGCAGCAGCCAUCACUGUCCCAGCAGCAGAGAGCUGCUUCCUGGACCACCAUGACGAACUGGGGACAAAACUUUGCUAAUUACAUCGGUGGAGUUAACGUUACAGAUUCAAGGACCCAGACUGCAUUUGUGAAGUCAAUGCACGAAACCUCUGGCUUACAGCCACAUCAACAGCCCCCUAACAGAGCUGCAGACAAGCAGCCAAUGGGGCCCAACCCUACAGUGGAAGCCUACAGGGAUGCUGUUAAGGCUCGGGGCCUAGACUGGGAGCAGCAACAGCAGCAGCAGUCCCAGGCCUUUCAAGAGACCUUGAAACCUGGGGCACUGAACCCCCAGCAGCACAGCACAUCCCAUCCUGGAGGAAGCUCCGUGCUUCAGCCCUUUCAGUUGGCCUUCGGUCAGCCCAAGCAGCACCUGCCAGCCUACUAUCAGACCUUCCAAGGCAACAGGACAACCCUGCCUAACCCACCUAACUACUCAACACAGGCCAAACCCCCACACCAGUUACAGCAGCUGCAGAAGCAAGAGCAAAUACAACGCCAGCAACAACAACAGCAGCAGCAUCACAUAAUCCAGCAGCAAAUUCAACAGCAGCACCAUCAAAUGCAGCAACAGCAAAUCAUUCAACAUCAACAACACGUACAGCAGCAGCUACAACAGCAGCAGCAGCAGCAGCAACUACAGCACGAGCAGCAGCAACAAAAGAUACAGCAACAGCAACAACAGCAGCAGCAGCAGCAAAUACAACAACAGCAGCAGCAGCAGCAGCAACAGCUCCAAAUUCAGCAGCAAAUGCAACAUCAGCAGUUGCAACAAAAAAACCCUCAUGUGCUUGACUAUUACCCCGGUGCACAAAAUGCACACCCUCACCCUCAUCCACAACCUGUGGUGGUACACUCCCAGGAGUCCUCCGCUCCAGCUCCCCCAAAGAUCCAGGAACCGAUCAUCCAGGACAUCACCCCAGAACCCCAACAGCCUUCGGAUCCGCUGCAACCCCCUCUCCAGUCUGAGCCCUUGUCUCAAUCGCAGCCCCAGACGCAACUCCAGUCCCAACAGCAGCUUCGCAGAUCACGCCGGUUAUCCAAGGAAGGCGGUGCACCAUCCGACAACCCUUUCCUUGCCUCUUCGGAUCAAGCCGCUCCGGGACCGCAGGGCUCCCAGAACGGUGCCCGUGAUAUCCAGGCAGCCCCGACGGGUGUCAUCCAGAGCACGCGCAGGAAACGCAGGGUCUCCCAGGAGGUCAACCUGGAGACCCUUGCUCAGAAGGCCUCCGAAAUGGAGUCCCUACCAUCACAUGUUGUUAAGGAGCCCCACAGACCGUGGAGUCCCACUGAACCAGAGGGUCUGAACGCCAAGCGGCCUAGAGAUGACAGCCUCCUUCCUCUCGUCAUCCCCGUGUCUGUUCCAGUGCGGAGGCAGGAGCCCUCCUCCCCUGACAGGGAUGAAGCAGCCCUGGCCUCCAGCUGGCCCCCCAGGCCUUCAAACCCCCAGGACCUCGGCCGCACAGACCACAAGCCCUCGGUCAUCGUCACCCGGCGACGCUCACUCAGGAACUCCUUGACAGAAAGCUCAGAGCAGAACGGUGGCACAGAGGGGGAAAAAGACGACGACGGCAAGAAGUCCAAACGGCGUCCCAGGCCAGAGCCUCUCUUCAUCCCACCACCUAAACCCGGUUUAUUCAUCGCCCCUCCCGUCUACUCCAGCAUCACGCCCUACCAGAGCCACCUACGCUCCCCUGUUCGCCUCGCUGACAACCCCCUCUCCAUGCCUCCCUACACGCCUCCGCCGAUCCUCAGCCCUGUCCGUGAAGGCUCCGGCCUCUACUUCUCCACGUUCCUCUCUUCUGCGGCAGCUGCAGCCAGCAGUCAGGGCCUGCCGCCUCCUGCAACACCCAAGUCAGCCACACGCAGCCUGUUGCGCUCGAAUAGCUGCGACAUAACACCACCAGUUCUCUCUGCUAUGAGCGAGGCCACUCCGGUCAGCAUCGAGCCACGGAUAAAUAUUGGGUCGCGGUACCAGGCGGAGGUGCCAGAGCUGAGGCAGCGGUCCGCCGUAGAGCUUGAUCAGCAUCGAGCGGACCUGGUGUGGGUUCCACUGAACGAACUGGAGGAAAAACCCGACUUCCACAAGAAAGUGGAAGACCUCAUGCACCUGGCCUGCUCCAGUGUUUUGUGUGGAGGCGGCACCAACCAGGAGUUAGCCCACCAUUGUCUGUACGAGUGCAAAGGGGACAUAAUGGCUGCUCUGUCUCUCCUGAUGCUGAGGAAUCCAAUUUUCCCAAAGUCUCAUUAUCUGUCGAACUACCACUACUCAGGAUCAGACAGCUGGACAGCAGCUGAGCGACGCCAGUUCAACAAAGGCAUCUCCACAUACAAGAAGGACUUCUUCAUGGUGCAGAAACAGGUCACCACUAAGACUGUGGCGCAGUGUGUGGAGUUUUACUACACGUACAAGAAACAUGUCAAGAUCGGCCGCAACGGGACGCUAAUCUACGGGGAGGCCGAGCCUCUUGAGAGCAAGACAACUGAGGAGGAGACGGACCAUAAGGGCUCUCACAGACUGGAGCCGCAGAGGGAGGAGGACAGCAGGAAGUGGGAAGGGUCAGCUGACAGGAAACAGGAUGUCGGCCCCACCAGGGUGACACACGCGGUGCAGUCCUCUGAGAACCCCGGGACCGUCCUGAUCAUUAAAGGCCAGGAGGACUCUGGGAGGGACCAGCCUCUGUCCCGGGUCAUCCACCCGCCUCAUCCACCCCCUCCCACCUCCAAACCACACUACGAUGGCAACACACGGCGGACCAACCCCUCAGUAGGCAACAAAGGCUCGGCCGGCCAGGAGGGAGAGUUCCCCUGCAAGAAAUGUGGCAGGAUUUUCUACAAAGUGAAGAGCCGCAGCGCCCACAUGAAGAGCCACGCCGAGCAGGAGAAGAAGGCCGCGGCUCUGCGCCAGAAGGAGGCCGAGGAGCGGGCCGCGGCGAAGGCAGCCGCCGAGGCCGCCGCCAUCCUGGCCGCGAGGCAGCAGAACGGGACGCGGCAGGUGGGCGGGGACAGCACCAACGACGACUCGUCGGAAGGAGAGGACGAGGACGACGAGGACUGGCAGUAACUGCGACGCCACGCGAGCGCAGCGGUUUUUUUUUGUUUUUUUUUUCUCUACCGUGUGGCGGAAGGAGGAACGUUUUAAAGAAGAAGAAACCUUCCUGUGAACUUUCUGUAUAUUUUGUGGAACAAGAAGACUUCCCUUUGCUCGGCACAUUCAGGGACAGGUUUACUGGUGUAUGUGUUUGAGUGUGAAUGUGUGGACUGGCUGAGUGUGCGUGUGUGUGUGCGUAUGCUUUUCCAAAACACCCCUUUACUCUGCUUGAAAAGCUUUUUCAAGAGUUUACCUCUCUUGGUCACAGGGCUCGGUCAAAUCAAAGCCAUGCCGCCUCUCUCGGCGCUGUCCUGCUCUCUCCACGCCAGGCCGCGGCCUUCCUCAGCACUUUCUGAGUCUCGCCCUGCUUCGUUCGACAGGUGUGGAACUUUUUUUGGACCCUUUUUUUUUCUCCCUCUCUCUUUCUCUCUCUCUUUCUCUCUCUCUCUCUCUCUCUUUCUCACUCUCUCGAUGAGCCACAGCUUGCCCUCGCUUUUUAAAACUGCGUCCCAACCCGUCCAGCGUCGGAUGAAGUUUUGGCCACACGGACACUGAAACGUCGAAGCCGGGGAGGCGCAGCGAGGCGAAACAAACGAACUGAGGGGGUCGCGCUGUUAGUUUUCUCCUGCUCUGGAUGGCAUGUGCAAACUAUCGCCUCUGUUUUAGCCGCUCUUCUGCACUCGAGGCUGCCAAAAAGCUUUCUCAGACGCAUGACGUGCGCCAAAUAGGUUCUCUCUCCAUGAGCAUUCGGGCUUUAUAGUUCUGUGAAUCCCCCCCCCUCCACCCCCCUUUCAGCCCUCGUCACUUUUUAUAGUUUCCAGUUUGUUCCUCACUGUUGAUGCCUUGGAUGUUUUGAUGCUUUUUAUCUUGAAAUGACAAUCAAUUUUACACUGUUGUUGUUGUUGUUGUUUUUUUUUUUUAUAAAUAUAUAUAUACAGGUAAAUGUUACUCUUUCUGCCUGUGUAGCUAUAUAUGGUUAUUGUUGUUUUUGUGAAUAUUCUUGUUGAUGAUUAUUAAUAUUAUUAUUAUUAUUAUAUCCAAGUUUUGGCUGCAAUUUAAUUGAGCGCUUUUUUUCCCGUACUUGUCCAUAGCUGUUUUUUUUUUUUUUUUUUUUUUU
This is a messenger RNA of Thunnus maccoyii (southern bluefin tuna), 5051 nucleotides long. RefSeq names its product mitotic deacetylase associated SANT domain protein b (gene mideasb). Gene Ontology annotation, cellular component: histone deacetylase complex; transcription regulator complex. Gene Ontology annotation, biological process: negative regulation of DNA-templated transcription; regulation of transcription by RNA polymerase II. Bases 494 to 3907 code for a protein of 1137 amino acids. The transcript is spliced from 13 exons. Lineage: Eukaryota; Metazoa; Chordata; Actinopteri; Scombriformes; Scombridae. The record is from RefSeq and is a predicted model, not a curated record. Gene Ontology annotation, molecular function: transcription corepressor activity.